AUGUUUGACUGUAUCAGUUGUCCAGAAGAUGAGUAUCCAAGUGAGGAGAAAGAUGGAUGUCUGCCGAAGUCAAUACAUUUUCUGUCUUACGAGGAACCAUUAGGAGUUAGUUUGGCUUCUUUCGCCAUGUCCUUUUUCUUGGUCACAGCUUUGGUUCUAUCCACCUUUGUCAAGAACAAAGACAGCCCCAUAGUCAAGGCCAACAACAGAGAUAUCACCUAUGCUCUUCUGGCCUCCCUCUCCCUCUGCUUCCUCUGCUCUUUGCUGUUCCUCGGGAAACCAAGCAAAGUGACCUGCCUCCUCCGGCAAUCUGCUUUCGGCAUCAUUUUCACAGUGGCUGUUUCCUGCAUCUUGGCCAAAACCGUCACUGUGGUGGUAGCUUUCAUGGCCACCAAACCGGGAUCCAACAUGAGGAAAUGGGUGGGGAAAAGACUGACCAACUCUGUGGUCCUUUCCUGUUCCUUCAUUCAAGCUGGGAUUUGUCUUGUCUGGUUAGGAACCUCUCCCCCAUUUCCAGACAUUGACACACAGUCAUUGACUAGAGAAAUCAUUGCAGAAUGCAAUGAAGGGUCUGUCAUCAUGUUCUACAUUGUCCUGGGCUACAUGGGACUUCUGUCCCUCAUCACCUUGACUGUGGCUUUCCUAGCCAGGAAGUUGCCAGACAGUUUCAAUGAGGCCAAGUUCAUCACCUUCAGCAUGCUGGUGUUUUGCAGCGUCUGGGUGUCUUUUCUGCCAGCCUACCUAAGCACCAAAGGAAAAUACAUGGUGGCUGUGGAGAUCUUCUCCAUCUUGGCCUCUAGUGCAGGAUUGCUGGGUUGUAUCUUUUCCCCAAAGUGCUACAUUAUUCUGCUGAGGCCAGAGCUGAACAACAGGAAGCAGCUAAUAAAGAGAAGUAAAUGAACAUUCCCAGAAAAUUUGUAUUUUUAAUGGUUUCCACCAGACACCACCCCUUUUUUGAUAGAUUGCUUGGUUAUGCUGUAAUGUAAUAUAUCCAAAGCAAACUAAAGUCAUAUUUGACCCAUUUAUAUAAAAGGAGGAAUGGGGGAAGGAUUUAUUAAGUAUGCAUGGGAUCUUUCAGAGCGUGCUCUUUCAACUUUCAAUAGCAGGGGGGAUAGGUUGACCAUGUGCCCACUUAUGGCAGGAGAACUCCAAUUGAUUGUUUAGA
Molecule: messenger RNA, 1165 nt
Organism: Sphaerodactylus townsendi
Lineage: Eukaryota; Metazoa; Chordata; Lepidosauria; Squamata; Sphaerodactylidae
Product: vomeronasal type-2 receptor 26-like
Exons: 1
Coding region: 1-900 (299 amino acids)
Biological process (GO): G protein-coupled receptor signaling pathway
Cellular component (GO): membrane
Molecular function (GO): G protein-coupled receptor activity
Source: RefSeq, a predicted model, not a curated record